This is a messenger RNA of Ixodes scapularis (black-legged tick), 414 nucleotides long. RefSeq lists its product as uncharacterized. The transcript is spliced from 3 exons. The record is from RefSeq and is a predicted model, not a curated record. NCBI's taxonomy places the organism in Eukaryota, Metazoa, Arthropoda, Arachnida, Ixodida, Ixodidae. Bases 1 to 306 code for a protein of 101 amino acids.
AUGAGUACAAUCGUUCUAUUGGCCGUGAUCGCCUUGGGAGGUGUGUCACUGAUGAUGGGAGACGAUAAUCUCCAUCAUCAAUAUGGAGUUUCUUUUGGGAAAGGUAAAUGCAACUACCGCAACCAAACACUCAGAAAUGGACGCUAUACAACAUCAAAGGUCCCUUGUGAGCUCUGGCUUUGUAAUGUAACAGACAAAACACUAACAGUUAUAGGGUGCAAUGUCAGAGCCUAUGGAAGUUGCAUCCACGUGCACGACUCUCGUUUAUUCUGGCCAUUUUGCUGUCCGGGUAGUCCCAUCUGCUAACGUAAUUUCGAAGUUAAUCGAAGUUACCACUUUUGCGAAUAAAAUUGUUUUCCUACAAUUUUGACAAUCAACUCGCUCCGCUUUCUUAUAGGGACACUGACACUCUCC